CCGAAGUCGGAUCAGCCGACCGCGGAGCAGCUGGGUGUUGAUGACUCCCCAAGGGACUCGAGGACGCUGUUGACAUUUGCAGUGGACCUUCAAGAGCCGGCUAGCUCUCCUGAAAGCAAUUUUCUUCCAGAUCCUACAUUGAGCGAGGUCCGUCCAGAUGAGGCUGAUUCCCUGGCCGAGUAUCAGUGGGACACGAAGCCGAUGUCCUCGGAUGAGGACAUCGCGGACGAAUACGAGGCCAGCUAUGCGGAGACAGAGGAGGAAGUCAAGAGCUCCGUUUCUGCCCCAAAGUCCGGCGUUGCCGUGAGUGAAGAUCUGGCGCACAGCCAUGCCUCCUCGGAUCACGCAGAUCAACGGGGUCCUCUCCGCGCAAGCAGCUCUGAAGGCUCCAACAAGCUCACGGUGUCCGAAGACAGCAAGGUCAUCGAGUCCUCACAGUCCAGGUUUCUCCAGCCCUUGGAAGAAGCAUCUGUUCUGGAAUCAGGGUAUUCUGGGCAGUGGUCGGAGCUGGAUGCAGGACCAAGGCAUGUGUCGAAAGAUCUCAGCGAAGAUGCCUACUCUGGAGACUGGUCCGAAGAAGGCGCAUGA
Symbiodinium necroappetens is the source of this 588-nucleotide messenger RNA. NCBI's taxonomy places the organism in Eukaryota, Dinophyceae, Suessiales, Symbiodiniaceae. The record is from the annotation of a GenBank genome assembly.